This is a messenger RNA of Drosophila busckii, 7339 nucleotides long. It is a transcript of the gene cno, whose product is annotated as afadin. The transcript is spliced from 20 exons. Gene Ontology annotation, molecular function: cell adhesion molecule binding. Bases 313 to 6612 code for a protein of 2099 amino acids. Gene Ontology annotation, biological process: signal transduction; regulation of protein localization. Gene Ontology annotation, cellular component: adherens junction. The record is from RefSeq and is a predicted model, not a curated record. Lineage: Eukaryota; Metazoa; Arthropoda; Insecta; Diptera; Drosophilidae.
UAUAUAAAUACAUUUGUAUGUGUGCAUAAAAAAGUGAUUUUUUUUACUGCUGGGAUUACAAACGUGUUUUCUUUUGGAUUUCAAUAAAUAACACGGCCAAACGUGCGCAAAAGUUAGGCUGAAGCUUCAAUUCAUUGGCACACACCCAGCCCCAAGCACCAGCAAACCUCACAAACUGAAAAAGAAAGAAGAUAAACGACGGUCACACACUGGAGUCACAAAUACCAUAAACAUUCCAAGAAUUGUGUAGAGUACUAAAGCUAAACAAGCAGCAGCAACUUCUACCCCACAUACCGCUCUGGCUGAAACAGCAUGUCACAUGAUAAGAAAAUGUUGGAUCGCGAAGCAGUACGUUCAGUUAUACAGCAAUGGAAUGCCAAUCGUUUGGAUCUGUUUGCUCUCUCCGAGCCAGACGAGAAUCUGCUCUUCCAUGGCGUUAUGCGCUUUUACUUUCAAGAUGCCGGCCAAAAGGUGGCCACCAAAUGCAUUCGCGUUGCCAGCGAUGCAACAGUCACAGAUGUCAUAGACACACUCAUUGAAAAGUUUCGUCCCGAUAUGCGAAUGCUAUCAGUGCCUAAUUAUGCGCUUUAUGAGGUGCAUGCCAAUGGCGAGGAGCGUCGCCUCAAUGCGGAUGAAAAGCCGCUGCUAGUGCAGCUCAAUUGGCACAUUGAUGAUCGUGAGGGUCGCUUCUUGCUCAAGAACAUUGAUCAAAAGACAACUCCCAUUGAGCAGUCCGAGCUGAACUUUAAGCGCAAGCUGUCAAAGCGCGAGAAGAAGGAGCAAAAGAAAAAGGAUAAACUUGCCAAGCUGGGCUCCGAUGCGCCACAGUCCAAUGGCAGUCAAUUGGGGCUGGGCAAUGGCAUUGGCAGCGCUGGCUCAACGGCGCAUAUGAAUGGCAGUGUGGGCGUGGCUGGUGGCGCUGAUGCUGGCGAUGCUGUGGCUGGCAAACUUUAUACGGAGCUGCCAGAAACGUCAUUUACACGCUCGAUCUCAAAUCCGGAGGCGGUAAUGCGCAGACGGCGACAGCAGAAGCUGGAAAAGAAGCUGCAGCAGUUUCGUUCGCGUGACGGCGGUCCCGAUACAGGCGGCACACUAAAGAUCUAUGGCGAGAGCCUUUGCCAGGAUGUGCCCUACAAGACGCUGCUGCUGUCCAUACGCGAUUGCGCUCAAGCUGUAGUGAGGGAAAUGCUCACCAAGUAUGGACUGGAAAAGGCAGAUCCGCUGCAAUAUUGUCUAGUGCAGGUAAACAGCGAUGGAACGGAGUACAUACUCGACGAUGACGAGUGCCCGCUAUCGAUACUCAUGAAUCAUCCAACGUCGCGCGGUUCCAUAAUGUUCCAUGUGCGACGCCGUCCGGCGGACUCGCAGCCAAGACGACGCAAGAAAAAGCCACUAGGCGCUGCGAAUGGCGCGAAUCACACAAGCGGCGAUCGUGAGGGUCCAGUGCUGGUCGAAGUGACGCACAGCGGCGACGGCGGCCGACGCAUUAAGCUGGGCAGCGAUCCCGUCGAGGUUGGCUCGGCAAAUACGAAUUGCCUGCAGUUAUUCGGACCCUCCAUACAGCCGCGACAUUGUCUCAUCUCGUUGCAUGAGGGCGUCUGUACGGUCACGCCGCUGCAUACGGAUGCGCUGACCUUUGUCAAUGGCCACCACAUUAGUCAGCCGACUAUUUUGCAUAACGGCUCAGUUGUGAUGUUCGGACGCGUCGCCUCGUAUCGCUUUCUGGACUCACCCACUGAUGGGCGCUACAAUUUGGCGCUGUCGCAAUCCCAGCUCGACUCUGCCUGCCUAUACGAGAGUCGCUCUCCAAUGUCGCCUGGCUCCUGGAACGAUGAGGAUGGCGCGCUGAGCUCUACACAUAAAAGUGAAUAUGAGCAGCAGCAGUUAUUGAGCCAAUCUAGCGCUGGCUUGCACAACAAUUCCGCAGAGCAUACGCUGCAUUCAUUGCGUGAUGUUGUCGAUAGCAAGGAUCAACUGCAGCAGCAGCAGCAGCAACACCAUCAACAACAGCAGCACCAGCAGCAGCAGCAGCAGCAACAACAACAUCAGCUGGAUGGCCAGAGCUUGGAAGGUAAUCUGGAGAAUGAAACUAAAUCCAUAUCAAGCAUGAAAUCCAGUGGCUCCAAUAGCCAGGACAGAUCGCCCAAGAUGCCUGGCGCUGGCUUGAUGACGGCUGCGGGCAGCGGCUCUGGCGAUAAUCAAGGACAGGAGCCCAUUUUGCCCGCCGUUUUGGAAUUUCCGGAAACACAUCAGGAGCUGUUCUUGCGUCACAUCAUCAGUGAACUGGAUGUGAAUGUGCCGCACUUUAAACUGGCGCCAGUCUAUUCGCUUUAUCUGUGUGCCAGAUAUCGCGCCUCCACCCACUACCGUCCGGAGCUGCAGCCCACAGAGCGCGCUCACAAGUUGACCAUAUUUCUGCAUCAUGUGGCCAAUCUGGUCUACGGCGUAGUCCAAGAGCAGUACACAGAUGCGCGUAUAUUGGCAUUCUGGAUGGCCAACAGCUCGGAGUUUCUGCAUUUUCUUAAAUCGGAUCGUCACAUUAGCGCGUUUAGCGUGCAGGCUCAGGAUGUGCUCGCUGAGGCGGUGCAGACGGCAUUUCGCAAUUUGGUCAACUGUUUUCGCUUGGAGCUGUCGCAAACGCUCAAUCAAUUUCUGUCGGAAACGAUUGAUCAUGACUCGGCUGCUGGACUGGUGCUCACUGUUCUGGGCUCUGCCAUGGCGCUGCUGCGUCGCUGUCGCGUCAACGCUGCGCUGACCAUUCAGCUGUUCUCGCAGCUCUUUCACUACAUCAAUGUCAUAUGUUUCAAUACGAUUGUGGCCAAUUCGCACAUGUGCACGGCGGAGUGGGGACGCGUGAUGACGGAGCGACUGCAGCUGCUGGAGCUUUGGGCUGAGCGUCAGGGGCUUGAACUAGCGGCCGAUUGCCAUUUGGCCAAGAUAAAUCAAUGCGCGCAAUUUCUGCAGGCGCCCAAGUCCUCGGUGGAGGAGAUACAGCAGCUGGCUUGCUCCUGCUUUCGCUUGAACUCACUGCAAAUGGCAGCGCUGCUGCAGCUGGAGAAAAUACCGCGCAAUCUGGUGGACACAGCCAUACGCAUGGCUGAGUCUGUAGCGGAUGAGCUGACGCGUGCGGAUGGACGCGAAGUGCGGCUGGAGGAGUCGCCCGAGCUGCACUUGGCGCUGCUGCUGCCCGACGAUGGCUUCAGCUGCGAUGUGGUGCGUGGCAUACCCAGCGGCCUGGUGGACUUUUUGAAUCCGCUGCAGCAGCAGGGCAUGUGCCGUCUGGCAGCGCAGCCCACAUCGAUUGGUCUCUGGACCGUUUACAUGCAUCAAUUUAAUCAGGCACGCAGCUCCAGCGCCAUGUCCAACAAGCUGCCACAGCCGGAGGUGCAGCUGAUUAAGCUGCAUAAGAAUAGCAAUGGCAUGGGCUUGUCCAUUGUCGCAGCCAAAGGCGCUGGCCAGGAGCGUUUGGGCAUUUAUAUAAAGAGCGUUGUGCCUGGUGGCGCCGCCGAUGCGGAUGGACGUUUGCAAGCGGGCGAUCAACUGCUGCGCGUAGAUGGGCAAAGUCUCAUUGGCAUCACUCAAGAGCGUGCUGCUGAUUAUUUGGUGCGUACUGGUCCAGUGGUUAGCUUGGAGGUGGCCAAGCAGGGUGCCAUUUAUCAUGGGCUAGCCACGCUGCUGCAGCAGCCCAGUCCCGUUAUACAGCGUGGUAAUCGCCGCAUGUCCGAGCGAGAUUUGAGUCGCAUGGGCGGCGCCGAAUCGUCCAAAUCGUUGGGCGGCAUCGGUGGUCCGCUCAUUGCGAACAGCCACACGAGUCACAGCGUCAAUCAGCACCUAAAUUUGAGCAAUAGCAAUAUCAACAACAUGAGCAACAACAACCACAGUCAUAGCCAUAACAACAACAACAACAGUAGUAUGAAUCCCUUAGCUGCACACCUGCCCAAUAGUAAAUCGGUGCCGGCCCUGCAUCAUCACACGGGAUCAGGCAACAUAUCGUUGGCCAAUUCCAAAUCCCGCAGCACGCACAGUUUGCAUAACAAUGCUGGAGCAGGCGUGGGGCAGUUGAAUGGCAGCAGCCACAACAAUCCAAACACAAUGCCAAAUGGCAAUGCUAAUGGAAAUGUCAACGAGCAGGGCUUCUAUCAGAAUCUAAGCGUGUAUCGUGCACAAAAUCAAAGCCAGCCAAUUUUAAACGAAAGACCGACAAUGUCUGCACAUGCCGCCAUGAGCGCAUACAAUGGAAAUUCCCCGCAUGCCGCCGCCACGCUGCAACAGCAACAACAACAGCAGCAGCAGCAACAACAACAGGCAUCGGCUUACCAGCAACAUUUGCCGCAGGGCAACGCUAAUUUACCACCCACGCGCCCCGUUUCCGCUUAUUAUCACAGCCAGCAAACUGCACAGCAACAGCUGCAACAACAGCAGCAGCAGCAACAACAUGCACUACAGCAACAGCAAUUUGCUCACAGCAGCAGCAAUCUCAAUGGCCAACACACGCUUGGCAAUCGCGCUAAGAAUCAGCCAAACUUUCAACAUACUUUGCGUCUACAGCAAAUGCUUGGACCCUCCAUGCCCAACAUUAGCAACAUGUAUCAGCAACAACAACUGCAGCAGCAACAACAACAACAACAGCAGCAGCAGCAACAGCAAGCCGCUCAUCAGCAGCUGCCCAUGAGCAGCAGUCAGAGCAUGCAGAACGUCAAUGAAUUUGUGCCUGGCUAUCAAAAUGGCGGACUGGAUUAUCAGCAACAUGCGCGUCGCAGUCAGCUGCAUGAAGCUGCUGCGCUCUACGAACUGCAACAGCAGCAACAGCAGCCAUCGCCCAACUUUAUAACUUUGCCACCGAAGCCAAUGGGCAGUCUGCAGUCGCCCAGCAAGCCAGCAGCACCGCCCAGCACCGCGCCCAAGCCACAGCAGCAGCAGCAACGACUGCAGCAACAGCAACAACAACAGCAGCAGCAGCAGCAACAACAGGCUGGUUAUUUGCCCACUCAUGCAUUGGGUGAGGAUAAGCCACCACUGCCGCCCACUGCAACGCAUCCGCUGUUCAAGAGCGCCCAGCAGCUGGGGCCUGGCAUGAACUAUGUGGCCAGCACACUGGAUCCACCCAAGGGCAGCUACUUGCCGGCGAAUCAAGCGGCUACGCGUUCACUGCAUAGUGGCGGCAAUCCCUGGGAGCGAGAGGAGCGUGAGAAGGAUUUGGAAAUGCGACGCGAGCACAUACGUCAGUGGCGUGAGCAGCAAAUCUCUGAGCUGUCGGUCAUCAUGGCGCGCACGCCGCAGCAGGAGGAGCAACUGAAAACGCUCAUACUGGAGCGUGACUUUGAGCGACGUGCGCAAGAGUUGCAAGAGCAGGAGGAUCAGGACCAAGAGCAGCCAUACGACAAGGACAAUGUACAAGAACUAUUUCGUCUGUCAGCCAGCGGCCAGGUCAGUGCCAUACAAACGCCCAUCACCAGCUAUCGCCAAACGGAGAUCAAGUUGGCUGAAAUAAGCGAAAGCAAUGCUGUGGAAACAGUCACAGCAGCAGCAGCAGCAGCAGCACCACCACCACCACCAGCAGCAGCAGCAGCACCACAACUAGCACCACCAGCCACAGUCAGCACACAGCAGCCCAAGAGCAUACUCAAAAAUAAUCGUUACUCUGAAAGCGGCGCUGGCAAUGCGGCAGCCGGUGCGCCCUCCUCACCCUCAAAGUCACAAAAGUCCGCCAGCUUUGCCGACGACCGUCAUCUGCAGACAGAGCAUCCCAUUUGUAGUCUGGGCAGGGAGCUAACCCAGCUCUGCAUGCUCGACAAGGAUAACAACAAUGAGACAGUGCUGGAUGCGGUGGUGCCACCGCCGCCGCCACCCGAACGCAACAGCUCAUAUCUGAUUAUGUCGCAACAGAAGCUGCGUGGCAGCAUUGGCGGCAACUCCUCCAUGGGUCUGCUAAAAACGGCCACCAGCAAUCAAGCAGCAUUGCAUAGCACAACGGCAACCAACAACAAUAAUAACAACAACAACAAUUUGAGUGGCAGCCUUAAUAACAACACCAUGCAGGCAUCGCCGCUAAGCGCUAUGGAAUUAAAUGCUGCCUAUGUCUCUGCCACAGGCGGUGGCAUGGGCUUUAGCACGCCACCCCCGCUGCUGCAGCGAGACAACAAACGUGUGAGCUUCCACGACGAGGACAACAACAACCAGCAGCAACAGCAGCUGCUGCUGCAGCAGCAACAACUGCAACAGCAGCAGCAACAAUAUUUGCUCGAUAGCUAUGCGUUAGAGCAUCAGGAUUUGGACACCAUACGCGAAGAUGCGAGUUAUUUGCAGCACAGCAUUGAUGCCUCCAUGUUGCCGUCAAUGCCUGCAACGCCGGAUGCAGCACUUUGGAACACCACGGUGCAAUCAACGCCGGGCGUCAUAGGCGCCCAGGAGGUUUACAGAGAUCCGCGCACACGUCGCUUGGCUGAGAAGCAGCAACAGCAGCAGCAACAACGUGCCGGCGAUGCAGUGCCCGAGAAGCUGUCGUUCAAGGAAAAGAUGAAAAUGUUUGCGCUAGAGUCUGGUGAGGAUAAUACGCCCAAGGAUAAGCUGAAAAUAUCGCGCGCGCAGCGAGACAUCGAUGCAGUCCACUGAGAGCUGAGAGCUUCAACACAAUAGUCGAUCUACAAUAGAGCACUAUGUACAUAUCUAUAUAGAAAAGCACACACAUACAAUCACACACACCAUUACAUACAUAGACCUAACAAGUACUCAGUUGAAUUGGGGGCCAAGUUGUUAACCAUUUAGUUACCAUAGAGAGAACCAAUUACGAAUAACCUAACGAAUUUGCUAAGCAAGGCAAUAUACAAUCCAAUCCAACAGUUAUCGCCUAACGAUUUGUAGUAGUAGUAGUAAAGAGUUGUUUAUGACAAAAACGUUAACUGGAAUCAAUUAGUGAAAAGCAAAAUUAGCAUAUUCAACUAACUAUAUAUACAUACUUAUAUGUAAUACUUAUAUCUAACUAUUAUCGAGCCUACAUUGGGCAACGAAAUUUGGGUGAGCCACAUUUGUAAAGCGUUUUAAACAAACAAGUAAACAUACUUAUAGAUAUAUGAGAUAUAUAACAAACUGUUGCAAAUAAUUCAUAUGUUCAUUAUAUAAUUAUGUAAAUUAUGUGCGUUAGUUAAGCGUUAAGUAUUUAACUGGGAAAUGUGCGGAACAACAACAACAAAAAUAACAAACAACAAGUAAUGUUUAUUAUUAUUAUUAGAGAUUUUUAAGCCACGAUGUCAUAAAACAAAUGGUCCAAUUAUUCAAUUAUGAAACUAAAAGUAAAAGAAAGACAAAGCAAAUCUAUAUAUAUUUACAAGAAACAACAAAA